AUGGUCUCGAGACAAUUCAAAUAUACAAACAAAAUGUCUAUUAAGAGUUCAUGUGAUAUUUAUGAUUAUCAAAGCAGUGAAGAAGAAGAGGACAAUCAAGAAGUGAUGCACUUCGGAGAGGAAUCAUGUGAUGAUGAUUUAUGCAGUAUUGAUUCUACGAGUAGCUACAAUCCAGAAGAAGAUGAGGAAGAGGAAUUUGACGAAUAUGACUAUUCAGAUGAUGAAGAUGAAUCAUCGGAAAGAAACACCUCAAGGGAGGAAAAGGAACCAAUAAUCAUUUAUAUGGAACCAAUUCCUUGCGUUGCAACUGUUCCAGUGUGGCCAGCUCAGAAUUGGGGAGGAUAUUAUCACAAUGGAUCACCUCAUUGUUGGCCACCAGCAAUAACGUUUCAAUGGUGGCCACAACAGUUGCCAUUAAUUUCUUACAAGAUUGCAAAA
Messenger RNA from Naegleria gruberi, 438 nucleotides. RefSeq lists its product as uncharacterized. The annotation marks the transcript as partial. The record is from RefSeq and is a predicted model, not a curated record. The transcript has a single exon. Lineage: Eukaryota; Heterolobosea; Eutetramitea; Acrasida; Naegleriidae.